GUUCGGGUGUUAACACUCGAUACUAGACCACUAUUUGUUAUUAGAUUUUAUGAUUGUUUGACUAUUGAUUAUGAUAAUUAAUUAUGUUGAAUACUCUGAAUGACGAUCAUGAAUUGUUAAGUUGAGAAAAAUGAAUUAAUAAAUCAUACUAUUAAGGCUACUUAGAAGAGCUCUAAGAUAGACCUCUGAUUAGAAUGGGCCUUGCGAGUAUAAAACGUAUAUUCGGUGGCCUUGGGUUUCAGAGACUAUAUAUAUCACAAUUAUGAAAAGAGUAUCUCACAUUCUCAUAUUAUGGAAGGAACUUCUCGAACACUUCCUUACACCAUAAGAUUCGUUGGUUUACUUGGCCGUCAUUCUUUUGGUAAAAAUCCAAAGUUUAUGGCUACUGUAGUAGAUUUAGGAAGAGAAUUGAUAAGGCGAAGAAUUAGUCUUGCUUAUGGAGGAGGCAACGUUGGCCUACAAGGAGCUGUUGCUUCAAUAGUCUUCAACAAUGGUGGUCUCGUUAGAGGUUUCAUUCCUGAGUACCUAGCAACACGACGGGUCUACGGACCUACAUAUGGCGUAGAGCACACAGUUUCUAGCAAUUACUACCAAUAUUUUGAGAUGAAUCAUGCCGUGGAAGCUUUCAUUGUUCUUCCCGGAGGAGUUGACACCAUGGAAGGUUUGUUCACCUUGAUCUCGUGGGCUUCUGAAGGGUUACACAAUAGACCCAUUGGUCUUUUAAACAUUGACGGUUAUUUCAAUAACCUUCUCAAAUUCUUAGACGAUGCGGUGAGGCAGAACUUCAUGGCUUCCAGUUAGAGGAAAUUUUUUUAUUUCUUCUUUCUCUGUUGACGAGCUUUUAGACAAACUAGAGUUUGCUAAAGCUUUCCCGGGACCUGGGUUAGUUAUGAUGAGUUUGUGAAUCCUGGGAGAUUAGACUUAGAAUUGCAUUUGUAACAUUCCUCAUAUGAUCCAAGUUGUAUGUUGAAAUGAUAUUUUCCAUAAAUAUUAUUCUAGGCU
Messenger RNA from Cuscuta campestris, 1002 nucleotides. The record is from the annotation of a GenBank genome assembly. Lineage: Eukaryota; Viridiplantae; Streptophyta; Magnoliopsida; Solanales; Convolvulaceae.